Molecule: messenger RNA, 653 nt
Organism: Amborella trichopoda
Lineage: Eukaryota; Viridiplantae; Streptophyta; Magnoliopsida; Amborellales; Amborellaceae
Product: histone H4
Cellular component (GO): nucleosome
Molecular function (GO): DNA binding; structural constituent of chromatin; protein heterodimerization activity
Source: RefSeq, a predicted model, not a curated record
AAUAUCAUUUUCCCUUCGCCAUUUCUGAAAGUUUAGAGAGAGAAAGCUAGGUUUAUAGAGAGAGAAAAUGUCGGGAAGAGGAAAGGGAGGUAAGGGACUGGGAAAGGGUGGAGCGAAGAGGCACAGGAAGGUGCUUCGCGAUAACAUUCAGGGGAUCACCAAGCCUGCAAUUCGUCGUUUGGCUCGAAGGGGAGGAGUGAAGCGUAUCAGUGGUCUUAUUUAUGAAGAAACCAGAGGCGUUCUUAAGAUUUUCCUUGAAAAUGUUAUCAGGGAUGCUGUUACCUACACUGAGCAUGCACGUAGGAAGACUGUGACCGCCAUGGAUGUGGUCUAUGCCCUAAAGCGCCAAGGCCGCACCCUCUAUGGCUUUGGUGGCUAGGGUUUGGUCUAUGGUUCCUAGAUUUUAGUGAUGUAAAUUCUCAUCUAUUAUAACACUGUAUCUCGCUCAUAUCUUCUUUCUCCUAUUUCUAGCUUUGUUUCUUGGUUUUUUGACCUUUUGUAGGGUUUCUGUGAUGGAGGUUAGGUACAUUUGGGGCUUUUGUAUUUUGGGUUGAAAAGUUUUGGAGUUUCGUGGUGGUUUAUUGAAGAAACGAAAUUUAAUUGAUUUUGGGGAUAUUGAAUGAAGUUGUUGGAUUGAAGGCCCUGUUAAUUCA